Gallus gallus (chicken) is the source of this 1809-nucleotide messenger RNA. RefSeq names its product protein tyrosine phosphatase 4A2 (gene PTP4A2). Gene Ontology annotation, molecular function: protein tyrosine/serine/threonine phosphatase activity; protein tyrosine phosphatase activity. NCBI's taxonomy places the organism in Eukaryota, Metazoa, Chordata, Aves, Galliformes, Phasianidae. The transcript has 6 exons. Gene Ontology annotation, cellular component: nucleus. Gene Ontology annotation, biological process: positive regulation of cell migration; protein dephosphorylation. The record is from RefSeq and is a predicted model, not a curated record. The coding region runs from base 1009 to 1512 and encodes 167 amino acids.
GCGGUGUGGGAGGCGCCGGGCCCGCUCGGAAGAACGGCGCCGCGCUCAAUGCCCGGGGUGAGGAGCCGGGGGGGCUCCGGGUGAGGAGGAGGCCGCGUGCGGACCGAGACCCGCCCCGGGGCGGGCCUGGACCGGGGGGGCUGCGGGGCGGGGGGCUCUUGGGGGCGCCCCUGGCCGGUAGGGCUGAGGGGGGGGGGGCGGGGGCCUCGCGGAGCGCGGCCUUUGUGCGCUGUGGGACCCCGCCCGGCCGGGGGGGUUCGGUGUUCCCGAGGCCGCGGCCGCCCGGGGGUCGUGCGCGGGGCUGUGCUGCCCGGUGUGGGCCUCGGCCGUCCCGUGCGGCCCCUCCUGGCGGUGCUUCUGCGGUCCGUGGCGCCGGGAGGUGUGUGGGGCUGCGGGCCGGGCUGAGCUGCGCGGUGUUCUGUUGGAAUUUACGUCGCACAUUUAUGGCGAUUCUGAGCGUGAGGGCAGAGUUCUGCCAGGCCCAGCACAGCGCCCUGGCCGACAAGUGAGCGCAGGGCCUUCGUGUGCCAUACCUACAUUGCCUUGAGGACUCCGGACACAGCGAGCACACUCAAAUAUAUGGGAUAUCUCCUGCACUUUGGAAGCAUAUUCCUUUUACUGACUCUAGCAAAACUAAGCGUCAAGAAAACAAAGUGGAGAGAAAACCUGCCCUUACUUUUUUGCCUCACCAGUGCCUAAAUGUAGAACAGGCUGCCUAGUCUUGCACAUAGAGUUGUGGAGUCUGAAGGAUACCACCUGCAGUAGCCGAGGCCCAAGCUGAGUUCAAGUGGAUUCUGAAGCAAACCUGCUUUUGUAGAAGCGAGAUCUUUAAGGAACAAACACGUCAACGCAAGCUCUGAUCAAUCCCAGCCAUUUAGUGGUCUUUUAAUGUUUUCUGCUGUGAAACGUUUCCAAGGUUAUUGAUUUUUUGUUUUUUAAUUUUCUUUUUUCUUUUUUUUCUUUUGUUUUUAAUUAAUUUUUUGGCCCCUCACACGUUUUGUUGCCAUUAUGAACCGUCCAGCCCCCGUGGAAAUCAGCUAUGACGGGAUGCGUUUCCUCAUCACUCACAACCCAACCAAUGCGACCCUCUGCAGGUUCAUAGAGGAGCUGAAGAAGUAUGGAGUGACAACCUUGGUGCGAGUCUGUGAUGCCACCUAUGAUAAAGCUCCUAUCGAAAAAGAAGGAAUCCAAGUUCUAGACUGGCCGUUCGAUGACGGAGCACCACCCCCCAGUCAGAUAGUUGACGACUGGCUCAACCUGUUGAAAACCAAAUUCCGUGAAGAGAGUGGAUGUUGUGUUGCUGUUCACUGUGUUGCAGGGUUGGGAAGGGCUCCUGUCCUGGUUGCACUUGCUCUCCUUGAAUGUGGAAUGAAGUACGAAGAUGCAGUUCAGUUUAUAAGGCAGAAAAGGAGGGGAGCUUUCAAUUCCAAACAGCUGCUUUACCUUGAGAAAUACCGACCUAAGAUGCGGUUACGCUUCAAAGAUGCCAACAGUCACUGCUGUGUUCAGUAGAAAAUCUCAGAUGAAGAUGGCACUGUUUUCUGGACUCUUGGCACCUGGAAAUGUGAAUCUGGAAUCAAACUGCGUCAUCAAAUUAGCGGUGGAGUUCGUGCUCCCCAACCUCUGUCCUAAUGAUGGUGAUGAUUGGAAAAAAAUAAAAUAAAAAGUUAAGAGAAACAUUUCAGUGAAGGAUUAUUUUCUCCUUAAGCUGCAGUUUGAACAUCUGCAAGGAGAAAAUCAGUUUCUGAACCCUCUGUAUUUUUAACUUUUUAAGAAAAGAAAUAAAGUAAAUUUUAUGUCUAAGGAAAA